Messenger RNA from Orbicella faveolata, 4992 nucleotides. RefSeq lists its product as uncharacterized. NCBI's taxonomy places the organism in Eukaryota, Metazoa, Cnidaria, Anthozoa, Scleractinia, Merulinidae. Gene Ontology annotation, molecular function: RNA binding; sequence-specific DNA binding. Gene Ontology annotation, cellular component: nucleus. The record is from RefSeq and is a predicted model, not a curated record. Gene Ontology annotation, biological process: regulation of mRNA processing; regulation of transcription by RNA polymerase II.
UUUGCUCGGGCCUUUGCUCGCGCCGAACCACAUGCGAGAACAUGGCGAGUGUUUUGUUGGGCGGCAGAAAACUUACCGAUUUACGAGUAGUAGAUCUCCGUCAGGAGCUCGAAAACAGAGGUUUAGAGAAGAGUGGAGUUAAGGCAGUUUUAAUAGAACGUUUGCAAAAGGCCUUGGAGCAAGAAGAAGAUGUCGAUGAGGAAACGGCAGAGUUCAUUCCCAUUGAUAGCAUAGAUGUUACCGGUGAUGAAGACGAAGACGUCACAGGAGACGAGGAACAGUUGCUCUUGAGUCCGUUCACAUCGCCCAAGAGAGAAAGUGGGUCGCAGAAACAGGCGAAAAAGACAUCUAUUACACCGAUUUUAAAGAAGAAAACUGCAGAGAAGGUCGAACAACCACCAGAGGAUGCGCAGGAGGAAAAAGGUGAUGUCCAGAAAGAGGAUGAUGAAACAGGAGUGGAAGAAAUCAAACAAGAGCCUGUUGAUACUGAUGAAUCCGACAGUAAUAAGCUUGAAGACAUCAUCGACACUUCACUGACAGUGAAAUCUGAAGUCACUGGCGAUGAUGACGAUGUUGAAGAGAAACAGGAUACCGAGAAGGAUGUCGAAGAGAGUGAUGCAGACUUGUUACAGAAUGAUGGCGAUAUUAAGUUAGAAGACUUGGAGGAGCCAAAUGGGGUGGAAGAUAAUAAAGAGGUUUGUUUAAUAAUGAAACAGACCAUAUUCAUAUCCUCAGUAUUAGACUGUUCAAACCUUCUCAGCUCAGUAGAAGAUGGGUUUGGAAAGAAGAGACGAACACAUUGGAAGCAGUCAGCAUCAGACACCAAAGCAGAAGAUACUCAAGAGUCGGCUGAGGCUGAAGAACCAAUGGAGACAUCGGUGGCAGAAAUAAGUGUAGAAGAUUCAAGUGAGCAGGCUAAAGAUGACACUGUCACAGCUAUGGACACGUCAGAGUUGGAGGCUUCCAAGGACAACAGCUUAUCAGUUUCACUGUUUGUACACACUGAUGAUGUUCAAGAUGAUUUAGAUGAUGAUCUGAAGGAAGCAGCUGCUGCUGAGGCUGCGGCUGCUGCAGAGGCUGCUGCAAAGAAUCAAGAAAAAGCAGAAGAGAAAUCUGACAAAGGUAAAACGCCAUCAAAGGAUAGCGAGUCACAUGCGUCAAAAGCUGAUUCCAAACCCACAGAGAAAGCAAAAGGAGAAGACAAGUCUAAAGAUGGAGGGGCUGCAAAAUCACAAACAUCUGGUUCUUCUCAGAGUGACAAGGAAACAAAGGGUAAAACAAGUGAUACAAAAAGUAAAGACUCCAAAACUACAGACAGCAAGACGACUAAAACACCAAGCAAGAGUACUUCAUCAGCAAAGGACAAGAAAGAAACUGGCAAAAGCCUGUGGGUCAGCAAUCUGUCCUCUGUGACAAGAGCGGCUGAUCUGAAAACACGAUUCAGUCAGUACGGAAAGGUUGUUGGUGCCAAGAUUGUUACAAAUUCCAAGGCGCCUGGAGCCCAGUGCUUUGGGCUUGUUACCAUGUCAACCAGUGAAGAGGCAGCCAAGUGUAUAUCACACCUCCACCGCACAGAAUUGCAUGGAAGGACCAUAACAGUGGAUAGGGCCAAAGGUGAUCGCCUACCAACAACUCAAUCUGGAUCUGGGAAGAAACAAACUGACAAGAAACAGGUUGACAAGAAGCAAGCUGACAAAAAGCCAGUCGAAAAAAAGCCAGCCGACAAAAAGCCUGCUGACAAGAAACCAGCCGACAAAAAACCAGCUGAAAAGAAACUAGCAGAUAAAAAACCAGAAACUCUUAACCUUGUCAGUUUGGUUGACAGUUUCUUUUUUUCCAUCUUGUUCUUUUCCAGUGACAAGGAAACAAAGGGUAAAACAAGUGAUACAAAAAGUAAAGACUCCAAAACUACAGACAGCAAGGCAACUAAAACACCAAGCAAGAGUACGUCAUCAGCAAAGGACAAGAAAGAAACUGGCAAAAGCUUGUGGGUCAGCAAUCUGUCCUCUGUGACAAGAGCUGCUGAUCUGAAAACACGAUUCAGUCAGUAUGGAAAGGUUGUUGGUGCCAAGAUUGUUACAAAUUCAAAGGCUCCUGGAGCCCAGUGCUUUGGGCUUGUUACCAUGUCAACCAGUGAAGAGGCGGCCAAGUGUAUAUCGCACCUCCACCGCACAGAAUUGCAUGGAAGGACCAUAACAGUGGAUAGGGCCAAAGGUGAUCGCCUACCAACAACUCAAUCUGGAUCUGGGAAGAAACAAACUGACAAGAAACAGGUUGACAAGAAGCAAGCUGACAAAAAGCCAGUCGAAAAAAAGCCAGCCGACAAAAAGCCUGCUGACAAGAAACCAGCCGACAAAAAACCAGCUGAAAAGAAACUAGCAGAUAAAAAACCAGCUGAUGCAUCAGAUAAAUCCAAAGCCAAAACUGACGACAAGAAGCAAACAGACAAGGGGAAGAAACCUGCUGAGAAAUCAACUGGUAAAUCAACAACAACUAAAACACCGGCUAAGUCAUCUUCUAAACCAACUCCAAAACAACAGAAAACAGGAAGUACUUCUUCAAGCGGCAAAAAAGACGAAGUUUCUAAACCAGUCGGGUCGAAUAAAUCUUCUGACAAGGACAAGGAGAAAGACAAAGAUAAAGACAAGGAUAAAGAGAAAGAGAAAGAGAAGGAAAAGGACAAGGACAAGGACAAGGACAAGGACAAGGACAAGGACAAGGACAAGGAAAAGGAAAAGGACAAGGAAAAAGACCAGGACAAAGAAAAAGAGAAGGCAGACAAAAGUAAAGACAAGGACGAUAAAAAACCUAGCAAGAGUCCAAUAAAGUCUCUUGAUGAGAUCCGCCGUGACCGCCAAGAACGACAGCGUCAGGAGAGAGCCAAAGAGAUCCGAGAACAACGUGAACGCGAGCGACAAGACAGACUCAAACGAGAGCGCGAAAGACUUGAACGCGAGAAAAUCGCUGAACGACAGCGUGAACGUGAACGCGAGAGGGAACGAGAAAGAAGAAGACUUCAGAUCUUGCGUGAGCGAGAGAUCCGCGAGAGACAAGAGCGAGAACGCUUGCGUCUUCAACGCGAAUUGGAACGACAGAGAGAAUUGGAACGCCAGCGAGAACGUGAACGCCGUGAGCGUGAGGAACGUGAGCGUCUGGAAAGAGAAAGGCGUGAACGACUGGAACGUGAAAGACUUGAGCGUGAACGAAUUGAACGUGAUCGCUUGCAACGCAUUGAGCGUGAACGCUUGGAACGUUUGGAACGUGAACGCAUUGAGCGUGAGCGUUUGGACCGUCAGCGAUUAGAACGUGAACGAUUAGAGCGUGAUCGUCGGAACUUGAAGCGCCCUGCUGCUUCCUUUGAACGCGGUGACACUCAGAAGCAAGUUGGAUACUGGCAAGAGCCCAAACGUGCUGCUGUGGGCGAGGGGAGACCGCGUGACUUCUUCAGUGGCGGUAUCAAUGAACGUGACGCCAGACGUGACCGUGCCGACGUCUCAUCUGAACGGCGUGACUCGAGAGGAAGUCAUCGCGAGGAAGGACGACAAGCGACUAGUGGUGGCCGUGAGCGUGACGUGCGUAGGACUGAGGAGUGGAGUCGAGCUGACGAGAGGCGCCUGAAAAAAGAUGAACGAGAACGGCGCAGUGAUGACGGCCAUCGUACGCGUGACAAGCCACACGACCACUCCAGAGGUGCACGUGAUCGGGAAUUACGUGACAACCGUAGCAAUCACGAGAGCAAAGCCUGGGCAGCAGCCGGAGCAGAUUUGUCUGGAAGCAAUGUUGGUGUCCUCGGAGCUGGAAUGGAUCCACAGAAAAGCUUGUCCAUCCUGUUGGAGCGUGCUGGUGUCAGGGGCAUCCUAGGUUCGGGUCCUGGAGCCCAAGGGCAUAACGUACGAGGUGAUUUGAACAAAUCCAUGGAGGAGCCUGGCUGGCGGGCUCCUGACCCACGUGAUAGCAGGCCACCCAUCCCACAAGCUGAACGCGGUGCAGGUUUUACCCACAACACGUCGACUCUCCCAGACCUCCGCUCAGCCCAUGUUGAUGCACGGUUCGGUUCGCUGUCCAUGGACGCCAGCCAUCGCGCCGUAGGCCUAACAGCAGGAGUGGAAUCCGGCAAGCCACCCACACGUGACUGGCGUGACACGCACGGUGGUAACUUAACGUCACGAGAUCGUGACGCGUUAGCUGCCAGAGAGAGAGAACGUCCCAGAGACCGAGGUGCGGAGACCAAACAGAGCGUGCCACGUCCGGGAGCCAUCUACGAUGCACGUGACACUCGCGCGCCAAUCAGCCGUGAUUCCAUCCCGCCCAGAGGCGCGUGGGGAAAUGGAAUGGAUUCCCGCCAAGCUGCCAACCCAGCGCUUGGUCUGUCAAACGCCGGACGCGCGGCUGUUGAUGACAGGUCACGGGCGGCUGUUCCCGCCCGUGACACCGCACCAGCACCGUGGAAUCAACCUGGCGGCUCUCUAGCUACGCCCGUCGGCCGAGCAGCGUACAACGGCAGUGCCGUACCUGGACCAGAAAGACGUCAUCCCGUCACAGCUGAUGUGCGAUACGAGCCUUACAAAGCAGCUCCCCGUGUCAUGAUGCGUCGAUAUUAAGACACUAGUGCCGGAGACACUGAUCUGCGUUGGUGAACAGUUCUUCUUCUGGAUAUCUAAUUUUGAGACAGAACAAUUUCGUAAGAUUUGCUAUGCAAGUUUUAGACUUCGAGUGACACUCGGGAACUUGAUUGCCAGGAUUUAAAUCAACAUUUUAGGGAUUUUUUUGUCGUUUGUUUGUUCGUUUUCUUUUUUAAGAAUUCUUAGCAGCGAGACCUGCACCUUGUAGAUUAGUCAUAGAUAACUCACCGUUUAAUCUUGAUCCAGUCGUCGCAUAUUUACCGAGUAAUCGUUUAGUGGGCAAGUUAGGAAGCAAGGGAAAACCAUUUGGCAAGUUGAGCUGAUUCCUUGUUGGGUGUGUAAUAAAAGUUUAAUGAUGUGUUGUCGAAAA